Lathyrus oleraceus (garden pea) is the source of this 2007-nucleotide messenger RNA. RefSeq names its product beta-glucosidase 11. Gene Ontology annotation, biological process: carbohydrate metabolic process. The record is from RefSeq and is a predicted model, not a curated record. The coding region runs from base 245 to 1795 and encodes 516 amino acids. The transcript is spliced from 13 exons. Lineage: Eukaryota; Viridiplantae; Streptophyta; Magnoliopsida; Fabales; Fabaceae. Gene Ontology annotation, molecular function: beta-glucosidase activity.
UGAUAAAGCUUUAAAGCAACAAAAGGUCAAAAAGUUACAACUCACACUAUUACAGAAUUAUUAUGAGAGAUAAAGUAUUGUAUUAUUGAUGUAAUGAAGGGACAAAUGAAACCAGAAACCACAAAUCUGAACAAGAUAUGCUGAAUUUUUGGUCCACAUGAUAUAAUAAUAUAUAAGCAUUGUUCACUCACCUUGCUUGAUAUGUGAUCUAAUCAAGUAAUUAACGUUGAUAAUUUCCUUUGCUAUGAUGCAUCAGUUUGUUGCAGUUUUAUUGCUAGCACUAGCACUAUUCCCAGUAGCUGUUAAUUCAUUCACCAAGACUGACUUCCCUCCUCACUUCUUGUUUGGUGCUUCUACUUCAGCUUAUCAGGUGGAAGGUGCAGCAGAUCAAGAUGGCAGGAAGCCAAGUAUUUGGGAUACCUUUGCACUUGCUGGCAAUGGAGGUGCAUACCAGGGAAAUGGUGACAUUGCUUGUGAUCAAUACCACAAAUAUAAGGAUGAUGUUGAACUCAUGGCUAAAAUGGGCUUAGAUGCGUAUAGAUUUUCCAUAUCAUGGUCAAGACUCAUUCCAGACGGGAAAGGGCCGAUAAAUCCUAAGGGACUGGAGUAUUACAACAACCUCAUCAAUGAACUAACAAGCCAAGGUAUCCAACCACAUGUGACAUUGAAUCAUUGGGAUUUACCACAAGCCCUUGAAGAUGAAUAUGAAGGAUGGGUUAGUCGAAGAGUCAUAAAAGACUUCACGGCAUAUGCAGAUGUAUGCUUCAGAGAGUUUGGAGAUCGAGUUAAACAUUGGACCACAGUGAAUGAGGGGAAUAUGUAUUCCAUGAUCGGUUAUGAUUUAGGACUUGUACAACCUCAAAGGUGUUCUCCGGAUUCUAUAUUUAACUGCUCCAAAGGAAAUUCUUCAACGGAGCCGUAUUUGGUUACUCAUCAUAUGCUGUUAGCACAUGCAUCUGCUGCAAAUCUCUACAGGAAUAAGUACAAGGUCAAGCAGCAGGGAUUUAUUGGGUUUAAUAUCCUUGUCCAUGGAUAUCUUCCACUAACAAAUACCAGCGAAGACGUUAUCGCCACUAAAAGAGCCCAAGAUUUCUUUAUAGGGUGGUAUCUGAAUCCCUUCUUUUUUGGAGAAUAUCCCGCCGUCAUGAAAAAGAAUGUUGGCUCGAGGCUUCCUAUAUUCACCAAUAGGGAAUCAAACCUCGUCAAGGGAUCAAUUGACUUCCUUGGAGUCAAUUUUUACUAUGCAUUUCAUGUUAAGAACAACCCUGGCAGCCUGCAGAUAAAGAAUAGAGACUACUUAGCAGAUAUGGCCGUGGAGCGUAUUUAUAUCCCUGAAAAUAUUACCUUACAAGAAGAGAUUCCAAUUACACCCUGGAUUUUGGAACGAAUGCUUCAUUCAUUGAAGAAUGAUUAUGGAAAUUUUCCAAUUUACAUUCACGAAAAUGGUCAACUAUUAACUAGGAACACAUUAGACGACCAACCAAGGGUGGAGUACAUUCGUGAAUACAUAGGAAGCCUGCUUGAAAUGAUGAGGAAUGGACUCGAUAUAAGAGGCUAUUUCGUAUGGUCCUUCUUGGAUGUGUUUGAGUUACAAAGUGGAUAUGAAGCAAGUUUUGGCUUAUAUUACAUAGAUUUUGAAGAUCCAACUUUGAGGAGACAACCUAAACUUUCAGCUCUGUGGUACUCAAAUUUUCUCAACAACAAAACUAUGGACAUCAACUCGAAGAUCACCAUGAACAUUGAGGAGAAUUCAUCUGUACUCUCCAACACUCCUUUAUUGCAUAUUGCCACUUAAGUAUGAUGGACUUAUUCUUGAUGGACCUAUUCUUUAGGAAAAUUAGUUUUAAUUAAUAGUUGCUAUUUUCUCUCAGUUUAGUCAAUAAAGAAACCUAUUAUUUAGGUCCUUAUAAUUCUGUUAGUAGGUAACGUUAUUUUUCAUUUUGUAAAGGCUAUUUAAGCCAAGCUUUUCUUUGAAUAAUAUAACAAGUGAUUUCAUCUCUCAGCAAA